Molecule: messenger RNA, 876 nt
Organism: Maudiozyma saulgeensis
Lineage: Eukaryota; Fungi; Ascomycota; Saccharomycetes; Saccharomycetales; Saccharomycetaceae
Source: the annotation of a GenBank genome assembly
AUGAACUCCGAUUGCAGUACAAACGUGCUGUAUAAACUGGCCGAUAAAACGCAGUUACUUCCUUUACAAAAUAAAUUAAACAGAGCUAAUGAUACACUCCGUCAAACUAAACAUUCACAAUAUAAUAAUCAGUUCCCUCAAGAGACUCAAUUUCCUGGAUCGUCCUCUUCCGCGGUUUCAAAUGGUAAUACUAUAGUGGGUAGUUCGUUACAAGAUAUACCAACUGAUAAUACUUUAGGUUGGAGGGAUGAAUUUCUUCAAAAUCAAACUAUACCUUUACAAAAAACGAUUCCUAAAUUCGAUCGAUUGUUAACAAAUCUGGAGGUGGAUUCUUCUUUGAGGUUCGGAGAUAAUAACCUUGGUCCCGCGCAGACGGCAUCGAUUUUACAUUCAGCCGCACCUAAUAAUUAUACCACAACUAAUAAUUUAAAAUAUCAGACUUAUGAUUAUUAUAAUAUAGAUCAUGAAAUUCAACAAAAAAUACAAAUGGAACCUAGAAACAUGAUGUGUCCUCCAGAUGCAUUACAAGACGAGUUUGAAGAACUGGAGAAAGAGUUGGAGGAUUUGGAUUUAGAUGCAGUAAUGACAACCACUUCUACAACAUUGUCAGACUCCCAAGAAAAUUGUCUAAUUGAUGAAAGACAAUUAUUUAGAGAUACUGCAACUGAAUUAUAUACACUCACCGUAGAUAAUCCCAAAUACAUUUCAAACGGAACACAAUCGAAAAUGGUUAACUCAAAAUUUAUGAAUAUGAUGAAAAUGAUAAGUAAUGGUUCUGUGAAUUUGAAUAAUACUCAAACAGAGUUAUGUUCAACAACUAGUAAAGAACCAAUGGGUAAUAAAUAUAUAAAUAUUCCUGAAAAUAUAUACAAUUAA